AAUAAACCUGUUAUUGUGGCUCCAGACACAGACACACACACACACACAGAGAGAGAGAGAGAGAGAGAGAGAGAUUUGGGGGAUUAUGGUUUGGUCCCUAGUGACUUUGAUCGACCCAUGAUGUCUCCUAAUCUCCAAAUUUCAGCUCACAUUGCUUCUUCUGCUUCUCCUUCAGAAAGGUGAUCUGGGUAUGUCUUAUUUUCUCGAUUUGUGCCGUGGGAAUUGGGUUUUUUGAUGGUUUGGGUUUCUAUAAAUGGUGCGUUUUGUCUGGAAUCUUUCUAAAUGUGGAAAAUUCUGGUGCUCCCAUUUUCCUUGGAAUCUGGGUUUUGUUUACUUGUUCGGAAAAUGUGGGUAAAGAGAAGGAAAUUGAAGUUUUAAAAGAGGGGCGCAACCCUAGUACACAGGAAAUAUACAAAAGAAGCCGCUAUACAGAGGAAAUAAAAGAACAAGAAAGUAAAAAGUCAGCGAACAACAUACUACUCGGGCUAUGCGCCGACACCCCAAGGUAUAACAUAUUAAGCACAUUUCUACAAAGAGCUCCAACCGAAACCUCCACAUCCUCAAAAAGCCUAGAAUUUCUCUCAUGCCACAAGUCCCACAAAACACAUAAAGGAACCUGCUUCCAAAUACGGAAACCAGGACCACGACCCAGCACAGUGCCCCAACCAGUCAAUAAAUCCAACACACUACUAGGCAUAAUCCACUCCACCCCAAACAAGCUAUAAAAAAAACUCCAAACAACCCGUGCCACAUCACAAUGAAGAAGGAGGUGAUCAACGGACUCCCCAUGCUUCCUAAAUUGGGAUGGCUAUGAGUAUCACGUCAGCAUACUUCCAUUAGCAUUUGUGGUAUAAUUUCUUCUGGGGUUUCUUACAGAACCUAGAUGGGUUCCAGAUUCCCAUCUCAUCAGCUAAGAAAUGGCCUUUAUGUAUCAGGGCGGCCAGAGCAGCCAAAGGAAAAAACUCCAACCAUGAGCUCUGCCGCCAUGCCUUAUACUGGUGGAGAUAUCAAGAAGUCGGGGGAACUUGGAAAAAUGUUUGAUAUCCCUGUCGAUGGCUCUAAAUCUAGGAAAUCUGGACCUAUGAGUGGUGCUCCUUCAAGGACUGGAUCUCUUGGAGGCUCUGCUACACAUUCAGGACCAAUGGCUAAUGCUGCAGCACGGGCUGGGUAUACCACUUCAGGUCCUGUAUCUUCCGGAGGCAUGUCUGGUUCGGCUUCAUUAAAGAAAUCGAAUUCUGGACCACUAAAUAAGCAUGGUGAGCCUUUGAAGAAGUCAUCUGGUCCUCAAUCUGGCGGAGUAACACCAACAGGCCGCCAAAACUCUGGGCCUCUUCCUCCUGUGCUCCCUACAACAGGUCUCAUUACAUCUGGGCCCAUUUCUUCAGGCCCUCUAAAUUCUUCUGGGGCCCCUAGGAAGGUAUCUGGUCCUUUAGAAUUUAUGGGAUCGAUGAAAUUACAAGGUUCCGCUGUUGUUCACAAUCAGGCUGUGACUAUUCUUACCCAAGAUGAUGACUUUUCCUUCAAGAAGAACUUUCCUAAGUUAGUGUUGUGGUCACUAAUUCUACUUUUUGUGAUGGGGUUCAUUGCUGGUGGUUUUAUUCUUGGAGCAGUCCACAAUUCCAUUCUCCUCAUUGUGGUUGUGGUUCUUUUCGGUGCAGUUGCUGCAUUAUUCAUCUGGAAUACUUUUUGGGUGAGAAGAGCUAUUAUUGAUUAUGUUUCUCGUUAUCCUGAUUCAGAGCUUAGAACUGCAAAGAAUGGGCAAUAUGUGAAGGUCUCUGGGGUGGUCACCUGUGGUAACGUGCCCCUUGAGUCAUCUUUCCAAAAUAUUCCUAGAUGUGUAUAUACGUCUACAAGUUUAUUUGAGUAUCGAGGAUGGGAUUCAAAAGCUGCCAACCCUUCACACCGUCAUUUUACUUGGGGUCUCAGAUCAUUGGAAAGGCGCGUGGCUGACUUCUACAUCUCCGAUUUCCAGUCUGGGUUAAGAGCGUUGGUAAAGACUGGCUAUGGAGCAAGGGUGACUCCUUAUGUUGACGACUCAAUUGUCAUUGAUGUUAAUCCAGAGAAUGAAGAAUUGUCCCAAGAGUUCAUCAGGUGGCUGGGGGAGAGGAACCUCUCAACAGACGAUCGCCUAAUGCGGUUGAAAGAAGGGUAUAUCAAAGAAGGAAGCACAGUUAGCGUAAUGGGAGUUGUUCAGAGAAAUGACAAUGUGCUUAUGAUUGUCCCUCCGCCGGAGCCAUUCACAACGGGAUGCCAAUGGGCAAAAUGUAUUUUCCCUGCUAGCCUCGAGGGUGUUGUUUUAAGGUGCGAAGACACUACGAAGAAUGAUGUCAUACCAGUUUAGCAGUAUGUGAGCUGUAAAUUUCUUCUGCUAUUGUCUUUCUGGGGAAGUAUUCUUUUUUUUUUUUUUUUUUUUAUUCCUCUAUUAAUAUUGAUGGUGCUGGUGGUGGGAGAAACAAGUGAUGGAGAUUCUGAUGGUUUAAUGGGCGUGGUGUCUUGGUGUAUAAAUUUCCAGUGAAUUUUUUUUUUUUUUUUUCUAGGGUUGAGAUGUUUUUUAAUGGGGAUGGUCAGUGGGGGGGGGGGGGGAUUAGAUUGAGGUUAUGUUAAAUAGAAGGGAAAUAUUAUUUGUGAUUGAGCAUGUUGUCUAUAUACAGAACUGACAUUGUUUUAUCUGCAUAUCCAUGUGCUGAAAUUACCUCAAUUUUAUUUAUCCAUUAUUUCUUGGGAAAUUUA
Molecule: messenger RNA, 2730 nt
Organism: Alnus glutinosa
Lineage: Eukaryota; Viridiplantae; Streptophyta; Magnoliopsida; Fagales; Betulaceae
Exons: 7
Coding region: 884-2341 (485 amino acids)
Source: RefSeq, a predicted model, not a curated record